Messenger RNA from Miscanthus lutarioriparius, 513 nucleotides. Lineage: Eukaryota; Viridiplantae; Streptophyta; Magnoliopsida; Poales; Poaceae. The record is from the annotation of a GenBank genome assembly.
AUGGCCGUCCUCUGGGCCCUCUCCCUCCUCCACUCCUACCUCCUCGUGUUCCUCCGCGGCCGGGCGGCCGCCCCUCGCCGCCGGCAGCCCCGGCCCGCCGAAGGCCGCUGUCCCAUCUGCGUCGUCACGGGGGCGACGUCGGGGCUGGGCAGGGCGGCGGCGGCGGCGCUCGCGCGGGAGGGCUACCACGUCGUGCUUGCUGGACGUUCCACGCAGUUCUUACACGAGACUGUUCAAGAAAUUCAGAGGCAACAGCCAGAUGCCUAUCUCAAAGAGUUUCAGGUCGACUUGGCAUCCUUCAAGUCAAUUAAGAAGUUUGGAAGUUCUCUCAAGCAAUGGGUUCAGGAGAAAAAUUUGGAGCCUUCUAUUCAGCUUUUGGUAAAUAAUGCUGGAAUAUUAGCGAGGUCGCAUCGAAUUACUGAGGAUGGUCUUGAUGAGUACGUGCUUCACUUGAUAGUGUCCCAGCAAAAGAAAAUCAUUGCGUCAUCAAAUGAUGUUGUUUGUCAGCAUUAA